CUCACAGAACAGGAAUAGGAAGUAUGAAGAGGACAGGAAAAAACAAAUCCACAUUUCAGCUCAACAAUUUGCAAACUGAAACCACGGGGGAUUAUGCUCUUUUCUCACACCGUUGCAGGUGCAACUCAUGACAACACACUGACUGUUUUUCUGGAGGAAGACAGUAUCUGAAGAAUGUCAAAAAAGAUGAGUGACUCGCUGGAGAGCACAACCCAUUUUUUGCCUUUUCCCGGAGACAAUAUCAAGCCAGAAGAGGAUAAAGAAGACUUGACUGAAGAGGAUGAGAAAUGCUGGAAAGAUGGAGGAUUACCUGUUGAGCUGCAGAGAGGGUUGGAGAGUCUGAGAGUGAACCAAGAUCUGACUGACAUAACACUUAAUGUAGAAGGACACGACUUCCCCUGCCAUCGAGCCAUACUUGCUGCUGCCAGUCACUACUUCAGGGCCAUGUUUUGCAGUGGUCUAAAGGAGAGUUAUGAGGAACACGUCCAAAUUAAAGGGGUGGACAGAGAGACCAUGAGCUUUCUUUUGGAGUAUACCUACACCAGCAGAAUCCAUCUGACACAUGCAAAUGUCCAGAGGAUAUUAGACGGUGCCUGUCAUUUUCAGUUUCUGCGUGUUGUGGACGCAUGCAUCGCAUUUCUGGGAAAAUCUCUGGACCUAGAUAACUGUAUUGGGAUCCUGAAUCUAGCUGAAAGUCACGCCUUGUCACCUCUGAAGACCCUAGCCGAAGACUACAUCACUUCUAACUUCAACCAAGUGGUCCAGCUACAAGACUUCCUGGAGCUGCCAGCAGGCUCCAUGGAGAUUGUCCUGCAGAGGGACAACCUUGAUAUGAAGAGUGAGGAGAGUGUUUUUGAAGCACUAAUGCUCUGGGUGAGAGCCCGUCAGGAUGAACGCUAUCCUCUACUGCCCAAGUUACUUGCACAUGUGAGGCUGCCAUUACUGGAUCCAGCCUACUUUGUUGAAAAAGUGGAGUCAGACGAAUUGAUAAGACACUGCAGUCAGGUCUUUCCGUUGAUGCAAGAGGUCCGCAGCUAUCACCUUUCAGGCAGGGAGGUUGUCUCUGAACGAACCAAGCCCCGUCUGCUGCACUUUCUGUCAGAGGUCUUCCUUAUAAUUGGAGGCUGCACCAAAGAUGAGCGCUUCAUUUCCACCGUCACCUGUUUGGAUCCCCUUAGACGCAGCAGGCUUGAGGUUGCCAGGCUUCCAUUCACAGAGAUGGAGAAUGAGUCCCAAAACAGAAAAUGGGUGGAGUUCGCCUGCAUUACUUAUCGCAAUGAGCUCUACAUAUCGGGUGGCAAAGAUACACAACAGGAUGUUUGGAAAUACAAUGGCGCUCUGGACAAGUGGAUCCAAAUUGAGCACCUUUUAACCCCACGAUGGAGGCACAAAAUGGUUGUUCAUGGGGGAAGGGUGUACGCACUGGGCGGGUUCGAUGGAACUCAAAGACUUGCAAGUGUAGAAGCCUAUGACCCGUUUCACAAUCGCUGGACACAGGUGACACCUCUCAGAGAAGGUGUCAGCUCGUUCGCUGCUGCAACUUUUGACAGAUGGAUCUAUGUGAUUGGCGGCGGGCCCAAUGGAAGGAUGGCAAGUGAUUUGGUUCAGUGCUGGGAACCUGGGACAGACAGCUGGGAACUGCGGGCCUCCAUUCCUAUUGAAACCAAAUGUACUUGUGCUGUUACAUUCAAGAACUCCAUCUAUAUAGUUGGUGGUGCAAUGCAUGCCAUGUACCGCUACUCCCCUCUUUCCGACUCUUGGACGCUCGUGACUCGUCUAGGUGAGAGGGCAAGCUGUGCCAUCGCUGCCUGUAACAACAAACUGUUCAUCACCGGAGGCCGAGACAACAACAACCAAGUGAUCUCUACAGUGAUGUGCUGGGAUGUUGAGCGAGAGCAGCUGACGGAGGAGUGUGUUUUACCUAUGGGGGUGUCACACCAUGGCAGUGUGACACUGAUGAAAUCUUACACACACAUACAAAAAAUAACACCUGAGGAGAGUCAGUGACAGAUGUCUGAUGACAUAAGGAGAAACUCUUAAUGUAAAUAAACAUUAGAAUAAUUAGAAUAAAGAAUGAUGAUACUGUGUUUAAAAGAUGCAUUCAUUUAAAAAUAUUUCUUCUUUUGGCUGGAAUCAUAUCCCACCCACUUUGAGUUACAGUAGCAGCUCUAAUUUUUUGUGUUGUAUUACUGCCACCUACUGGUCCUAUUUUCCACAGGUUAUGCCCAGAACCUUUCAAAUAUUUAUAUUUAAUAUUUUUUUGAAGUAAGGAAAGGUAAACAAUUUCAUAACAAAUAAAUACGACUACUCAAA
Molecule: messenger RNA, 2313 nt
Organism: Cynoglossus semilaevis (tongue sole)
Lineage: Eukaryota; Metazoa; Chordata; Actinopteri; Pleuronectiformes; Cynoglossidae
Gene: klhl6
Product: kelch-like family member 6
Exons: 7
Coding region: 175-2007 (610 amino acids)
Molecular function (GO): protein binding
Source: RefSeq, a predicted model, not a curated record